Messenger RNA from Cicer arietinum (chickpea), 631 nucleotides. Its product is annotated as squamosa promoter-binding protein 1. NCBI's taxonomy places the organism in Eukaryota, Viridiplantae, Streptophyta, Magnoliopsida, Fabales, Fabaceae. The record is from RefSeq and is a predicted model, not a curated record. Gene Ontology annotation, cellular component: nucleus. Gene Ontology annotation, molecular function: DNA binding.
AUUUACUCUUAUGGUGCUUUUGUUUUUACCUAUUUAUGUUUAUGGUCUUAGUUUCCUCUAAUAUGAUAUGAUUAACCUUGGUUCUUAGAUCUCUUGUUGAGUUGUUAUAUAUGGAGAGGUCAGAGGAAAAAUGGAGUUUGGUGGAUGAGGAAGAAGAGGAAAGUGGAGAGGAGGGGAUAAAGAAAAGGGUAGUGAAAGGGAGCAAAGGUGCUGGAGGUUCAUCAAAUAUAGCAACUUGUUGUCAAGUGGAAAAUUGUGAUGCUGAUCUGAGUGAAGCUAAGCAGUAUCAUAGGAGACAUAAGGUUUGUGAGUAUCAUGCCAAAGCACCUGCCGUACACAUUUCUGGGCUGCAACAAAGGUUUUGCCAGCAAUGUAGCAGAUUUCAUGAGCUAUCCGAAUUUGAUGACUCAAAAAGAAGUUGUAGGAGGCGUUUGGCCGAGCAUAAUUUGAGGCGUCGCAAAAAUGCAAAUGACUGAUUUCAUCGUCAAGAUAUAUAUCCAUGCUCUCAAUCUUCUGUCAAACUUGUCGCAAAGAGUACUAUUCUUUUUUAUUUAUUUUUAUUUUAUUUUAUUAUUAAAUGCUAAGAGUACUAUUGUUGCUGGUAGUAAUAUCAUGUGAUAUUAAACUGCUA